AUGGAAAAUAUCAUAGAGUCUGGUAGUCAACCUUCCAACUCUUCACUUCAUAGAUCUACAGUGGUGGAAGCUCAGACUGUUGAGAUAAAUAAUGAUCAACAGAAUGUGCAACCUACUGCUGCGGUUCUUCCGAAGAAAAGGAAGGUAGUUGAAUCCAGAUCUCCUGUGUGGGAUCAUUUUGAAAAGAUUGUUGAUGAGAAUAAUGUUACUGUUGAGGGCAAGUGUAUAUAUUGUGCCAAAAUAUAUAAAUGUGAGACCAAAAAACAUGGUACUUCAUCAUUGAGAACCCACAUGUUUAACUGUCUUAAAAACCCUCACUCAAAAGACACAAGGCAAUCACUUCUGACCUUUCAAGCUGUUACCAAUUCUGAUGCAUCUCCUGCUACUGUUGGUGAGUUAGGAACUUGGGUCUUUAAUCAAGAAGCUAUUAGGAAGGCCUUAGUUGAAAUGAUUAUAAUAGAUGAACUCCCUUUUAGAUUUGUUGAAGGUCCUGGAUUUAGGAAGUUCAUUCUGGUAUGUUGUCCUAGGUUUAAGAUUCCAUCAAGAUGGACAAUUAGUAGGGAUAUCAAUUUGAUUUAUGAAGAGGAAAGGCUCAAGUUGAAGUGCAUGUUUAGGGGAAACACUCAAAGAGUCAGUAUUACUACUGACACUUGGAUUUCUAUUCAGAGAAUUAACUACAUGGUAGUUAUUGCUCACUUUAUAGAUGAAGAGUGGAGGCUAAAUAAAAAAAUUAUUUCAUUUGUCCCUGUCACAUCACACAAAGGUGAGUCUGUUGCAAAAUCCCUUGAAAACUGUUUGCUGGAUUGGGGUAUUAGAAAUGUCUACACUAUUACAGUGGACAAUGCAUCAUCAAAUGACACUGCCCUAGUUGUGCAAGAUGGGCUAAAACAGUGUGAUGAUUCUGUGAAGAAGGUUAGGGAUGCUGUAAGGUAUGUGAGAAGUUCACCUGCUAGACUUAAGAAAUUUAAGGACUUGUCUAAAUGGCUUGGGAUUGAAAAGAAAUCUUCUCUGUGUCUAGAUGUUCCAACCAGAUGGAACUCUACAUAUCUUAUGUUACAAUCUGCAGUAUUUUAUGAGAAAGUGUUUUAUUCACUUGAAGAAAGUGAUUCUUCCUUCAAAUCAGAUUUGGGUGAUUCUAUUCCUAACUUUCUUGAUUGGGAGUCUGUGAAGAGUUUGGUGAAUCUGUUGAAGUGUUUUUAUGAUAUGACAAUAAGAAUUUCAGCUGGUGGUUCUGUGAAAUUGAUGGGGGAAACUAUGAAGGUUAAAUUUGAAAAGUAUUGGGGGGAUAUAGAUAAGAUGAACUUGAUGAUAUUCUUUGCAAACAUUCUUGACCCUAGGGACAAAUUAGAGUACAUGCCAGCACAGAUCUUACACAUGUAUGGUGAGUUAAAAGGUAAAACCUACUAUGAGAAAGUGGUUGCAGCUUUUACGGAGUUGUUUGAUGAUUAUGCUGCCUCUGUUGUCCCUAUUGCUCCUGUGAUUCCUUCUACUGUUGUCCCUACUGUUUCUGUCAUCUCUUUUACUGAUUCUUCACAGUCUAAUGUUUGGAAUCCCCAGGGUUUGUUAAAGUCCCAGAUUAAGAAACAAAGAAUGGAGAGUGGGGGAAAGAAAAAAACUGAGUUGGAAAUUUACCUUGCUGAGGCAUUAGUUGAAGAAGAAUCUUCUUUUGACAUACUUAGAUGGUGGAAGCUGAAUGCUGAAAGAUUUCCUAUCCUUUCAAAAGUAGCUAGGGAUGUCUUAGCUAUACCAAUAUCCACUGUUGCCUCAGAAUCUGCUUUCAGUACAUCGGGGAGGGUUUUAGAUCCUUUUAGGAGUUCUUUAACUCCUAAAAUUGUGGAAGCUCUGGUUUGUACUCAGGAUUGGCUUAGACUGCCUAAUACCCCCAUAUCAAUUGAGGAAAAUCUGGAGGAAUUGGAGAGAUUUGAACAAGAAUUGGGUGCUGAUGGUGGGAGUGGAGCUGGGAGGAUUGGUGGUUCUACACUUCCUACGAUUCCUGUAAUGUUAUGCUUUAUACUUUAUACUACUUUAUAUUCUUGCAUUAAUGAAGAAGAAGAACAGUAG
Messenger RNA from Ipomoea nil (Japanese morning glory), 2061 nucleotides. RefSeq names its product zinc finger BED domain-containing protein RICESLEEPER 2-like. Gene Ontology annotation, molecular function: DNA binding; protein dimerization activity. The coding region runs from base 1 to 2061 and encodes 686 amino acids. NCBI's taxonomy places the organism in Eukaryota, Viridiplantae, Streptophyta, Magnoliopsida, Solanales, Convolvulaceae. The transcript is spliced from 5 exons. The record is from RefSeq and is a predicted model, not a curated record.